Molecule: messenger RNA, 5825 nt
Organism: Colossoma macropomum (tambaqui)
Lineage: Eukaryota; Metazoa; Chordata; Actinopteri; Characiformes; Serrasalmidae
Gene: git1
Product: G protein-coupled receptor kinase interacting ArfGAP 1
Exons: 21
Coding region: 469-2769 (766 amino acids)
Biological process (GO): regulation of ARF protein signal transduction; brain development
Molecular function (GO): protein binding; GTPase activator activity
Source: RefSeq, a predicted model, not a curated record
GAGUAGGACGUCAGAGGGAGACAGUAUGCAGCCUGCCACAGCCUACAAAUGUGUGGGGGAUGCUGGAUGUAAAUAAAACGUUGUUUCCAUGUUUUUUUCUUCUUACACGCUCGGCUCUGGAUAUGGGGCUUGGGUAAAAUAGGCUAAUGCGUACAUAUAGUAUACAAGAGAAACGUUCAAAAUUAUACAGCCUAAGAAAGUGAACGAACUCUCAUUCAAACGGUAAGACUGAGUUUUCGUGAUAUUUCACAAAACCUAAACUCCUUGCUCUGAAAGCAGCAAAAAAAAAACCGGAGCGAGAAGAAGGGUGAGGACCGGGAGCGCUGGAAAGCUCUUCGCCGGCUUCCGGACAUUCAGGGGCGGCAUCAAAGCUGCAGUCGUCGCUAAACUGGACCGCCGAACAUCGUCGUUAUUGGAUUGGAAUAUCUGCGUUAUCUCGUGAGGGCUGGUCGUGUAUUUUUGUUUAUCAUGUCCAGGAAAGUCCAAAGAAGCGAGGUGUGUGCCGACUGCAGUGCGCCAGAUCCUGGCUGGAGCAGUAUAAACCGGGGUGUGCUGAUCUGUGAUGAGUGCUGUUCUGUGCACCGGAGCCUGGGACGCCACAUCUCCAUCGUCAAGCAUCUGCGCCACAGCGGCUGGCCUCCUUCCUUACUACAGAUGGUCCAGACUCUGGCCAGUAAUGGUGCUAAUUCAAUUUGGGAGCACUCCCUACUGGACCCUGCACAGGUUCAAAGCGGUCGCAGGAAACCUAACCCACAAGAUAAAGUGCACCCCACCAAGUCUGAGUUCAUUCGUGCCAAGUAUCAGAUGCUAGCCUUUGUCCACAAGCUGCCCUGCCGUGAUGACGAUGGAGUCACCACCAAGGACCUCAGCAAGCAACUGCAUUCGAGUGUGCGGACAGGGAGUCUGGAGACAUGUCUGCGGCUACUGUCUCUCGGAGCUCAGGCCAACUUCUUUCACCCUGAGAAGGGCACCACCCCACUGCAUGUGGCAGCUAAGGCUGGACAAGUCCUGCAGGCCGAACUGCUUGUGGUUUAUGGAGCUGACCCUGGAGCACCAGACAUCAAUGGCCGCACACCCAUGGACUAUGCUAGGCAAGCAGGCCAGGUGGAGUUGGCUGAGCGCUUGGUGGAAUGUCAGUAUGAGCUCACAGACAGACUGGCCUUCUACUUGUGUGGCCGACGCCCAGAUCACAAGAACGGACAUUAUAUCAUCCCUCAGAUGGCUGACAGAGCUCGCCCUAAGUGCCCGACGCAGAGCCUGGACCUGUCUGAACUGGCCAAGGCCGCCAAGAAGAAGCUACAAGCGCUCAAUAAUCGCUUGUUCGAGGAGCUGGCCAUGGAUGUGUAUGAUGAGGUGGACCGCAGGGAGAACGAUGCUGUGUGGCUAACAACUCAGAACCACAGCACGCUUGUUACAGAGAGGAGCGCAGUCCCUUUCCUGCCUGUUAACCCUGAAUACUCAGCCACUCGCAACCAGGGUCGACAGAAGUUGGCGCGCUUUAAUGCACGGGAGUUCGCUACGCUCAUUAUUGACAUCCUCAGUGACGCCAAGCGACGGCAGCAAGGCAAAGGCCUGACAAGUCCCACUGAGCCUCUGGAUGUGGGUCAGCCAGACGAUGAUCAGCAUGAUUAUGACAGCGUAGCUUCUGACGAGGACACGGACAGUGAGCUGACCACGCAGAACAACACCAACGCCCAGCGCAACAACCGCGCCAAGAGCAUGGACUCGUCUGACUUGUCAGAUGGACCCAUCACACUGCAGGAGUAUCUGGAGGUGAAGAAAGCCCUGGCCUCCUCCGAGGCUAAAGUCCAGCAGCUCAUGAAGGUCAACAACAACCUGAGUGAAGAGCUGAGGAGGCUUCAGAAAGAGAUCUCGCGGAUGCAGACGGAGAACACGGCGUUGCGGGGGGCCCAGGUUGGGGUGCCGGGGGCUCUGGGUGGGGGCGGCGGUGUGCCACUCUGGCCCGGUGGGGUGAGGGGAGUGGCAGGGGGAGGCGGAGGAACGGUCUGUGGGGAUUUGGGCCUGGCCCCGCCCUCCUCAGCCCCGCUCCGCAGGGACAGGCAGGCCUUCUCUAUGUACGAGCCUGGAGCAGCCGCCCCCAAAGCCCUCGCCCCAGCGCUGGACUCCCUAACCGACCACCUGCAGCCCCUUGGCCCCAGCGUGCGUAAAGGGUCUCCUGCAGGCCCCACACCCUAUGGAGGACCACACCUGUCAGCCUCCAUGGAGGUGGGGCGAUAUAUGGCUCCUAAGACAGAAAAACAUGGUAGUGGCACUGACAGUGACUAUGAUAAUACUCAAACAUAUGACACCUCACUUGGCGUCGGCCGUAGCAGUGAGGAGGACAGCCGAGGGGAGGUGGAGGAGAGUGGUGAUGGUGGGGAGCCAGACCCCACGCUGCCAUGCACGGAGGAUGUCAUCCUGAAGACUGAGCAAGUCACCAAGAACAUCCAGGAGCUGCUUAGAGCAGCACAGGAGUUCAAACAUGAUAGUUUUGUGCCAUGCUCAGAGAAGAUUCAUUCAGCUGUGACAGAAAUGGCCUCUCUUUUUCCUAAGAGGCCAGCGUUGGAUGCUGUCCGCUCCUCUCUGAGGCUGCUGGGGGCCAGUGCCUCUCGACUACAGGUAGAGUGUCGCAAGGCGGCGCCCUCUGAGCCGUCGGCCAGCACAGUGGACUACCAGCUCCUCACACAGCAGGUCAUCCAGUGCGCCUAUGAUAUUGCCAAGGCCGCCAAACAACUGGUCACCAUCACAACCCGUGAGAAGAAGCAGUGACCCACUGUGUGAGCAGGGCACAUGCUUUACUGAGAGAUGGGCAGGGGGACGCACUACAGAAACGGGACAGGAACGGGCAUGUUGGUGGUGAAGGAAAGGACUAGAAACAAACGGAGCUGCUGAAGUUAAGAAUGAAACAAAUGAUGGAAGGAGGAAGCAUAUGGAUGUUGAAUGUUGAGAAUGAUGAAAGUGAAAAGGAAAUGAAUGAAAAGGAAAGAAAAUAUUGCGAGUGAUGAAAAGACAAUGAAAGAAGGGAAGCUACAAGCAGCUAUCACCACCAAAAUGGAGAGAGGGUGGCUUCGUGGGAGACUUUUUUCGGAACGGCAAAUCAUCUCACUCCUCUGGCUCUUCUGUUAUCGGGUUUUUCUCUACCCGAACCCUUCACUCAAGUUUUACUUUCUCUUUUUUUCUGUCUCUUUCUUUCACACACACACACACACACACACACACACCACACACACACACACACUCGUACGCGCACACACACAUACAUACACACACACACACACACUUUCUUUCACAUGUACAAACACACAGUUCAGUGCUUGUGGCCUUUUACUAUACUCACUGCGGCUCUUCUGGUUCAUGUUCACAUAUACAUUCUCUUUUAACACUACACAAACACACACACACACACUCACUCCCAGCCUUGUUCCAGAGAACCAGACCACCGCCCCUAGCACCACUGUGUGUUUGUUUGUGUGUUGUCUUUAUCUCUCUGUUUUGCUGUCAUUGUUUUUAUUUUUCUCUUAAUCUCUCUCCUUCCUCAAUCCAUUUUUAUUUUUGAAUGCCACUUCACUGGCCUGUACCUCUCGGGACAAAUGCUCAGACUUAAAAAAAGAAAACACUGGAAUUAUUGUAAUGAUUAUGACUAUAGUUUUGUAUUAAUGUAAUGAUUAUCAUUGUCAUUGAUGGAUUCUUCUGACAUUUGUUAAAUAUGUAUUAUUAUUAUUUUUUGGUUAAUUUUUUUUUGUUUUUUUGGUUAUUAUUUCACUUUUUGUUAUUUCAUUUAUCACGUGGUCAAGAAAAAAAGGGGAGCGUUCUUGAAUGGGACACUCAGAUCUUACAGUAUUGGGUGUGUUCACAAACCUGUGAAAAGAUCCCCCUGAUCUUACCGGACACGCCUGUACUCUAGGGAACAUGUUUGGAUCACUAUGUGUCACUAUGUGUACAACUCUCUUGCAUUCAUCAUAGCCAAACGAGAAUGACGAGUGUGAGAACACUGUAGCGAUGACCUUACCCUUUUGAGCACAAAGGCAGUGGUCAGCGUUGACCCAGACGGCUGUGUACACUGAUGUCGGAAGGUAAAGUCAGCUCUCAUCCUGAUGAGGAGACAGAUCUAUUCAUCUCAUCACUAUUCCUCCAUUGUGGGCUCAUUUCGCUACAUUCUCUGCCUGCACCUUUCAGUUUAGCAACAAGGAGCUCCGCUCUGGUGGGACGGUUCUCUCUCCAGCUCUUCCAUCGUACUUUAUUUGAGAGUAUCAAGUCGGCUUCUUUAGUGGUGUAGUGCGUUAGGGAACUUUGAUGUGAGACCUUAUUUCCUGGACCAGAUUUGUUUUUCUGAGAAUAUCAGAUUUUUAUGUAGUAUGCUUCAUGCCUCUUUUAUUGGAAAGCAUGUGUACUGUCAAUGUAACAAGACCCUUAUGUUAUAUAAGCUACAUGGAAGUGAAUGUUGGUGGUAGAAGACCGCCAUCAACUUUCUCCUCCCAGGCACUUCAGCAGGUUACGGUAAUGGGGAAAAAAAAAGACAGCUGUGCUGUAUAAACCUCUCCCUCAGUUGAUCCAGGAGCAAUGAAGCCAGUGUGGGUGAGACUGUAGGCAGCAGCAGGGGACUGUGGGUUACUGCUGAAUGGCUCUUAGCACGACGCAGUCAUUUCAGCUGAGAAGUACUUCUCAUGAUGUUUGUGGGGAUGGUGAACUGGAGCUUUCAAAGCGCAAACACACUAAGCACUACUUAAUCUAAACACUAUGUUCAUCAUCCUGAGGCUUAAUUUAGACAGCCAUGUAAGUUAUUCACACAGGCCUGUCUGAUGCUUACUUUAACACAAAAAAAUGAGUUUCUAUCUGGACCACAUUCACAUUUCAGCAGGUGAUCGCAUAGUGAUGGUGUCUGAACAGAGGUGGAAUUGUUUUACCUUGUCCAGAUGCAGCCUGCAUGACAUCAGCUUCACUCAAAUACUGUCAAUUUAUUUUCAGUGUUACACGGUUAGUUUUGUAUGUUUCCUUUGCCACUAUAUAAGCCUUAAAAGUUCUUCGGUUGCAAUUUUGCUUACGUUGUUUCUUACAUUGUCUAAGAUCCCAUGUGAAUUUCAACCAGUACAUGCACUUGCCUUUUUGUGUUUGGGGAAUGGGAUGAUGCAUUUCCCUUAAAAUGUGUCAAAAAAGAUUGUCGGAGAGAAUCUGUCAUCAUUGCCUUUGCACAUCUGCCAGACUGAUUCUUUGUAGCAUCUGUUGUUUUGAUAGUUGCCAUCUCUUUUAUCCUCUUUGACCUCUCUGGGUAGCACACAUAGAACAGAGUUAUUGAGUAUGUGUCACGCAGAUCGGUAAUGUUAUACGGUGGUUCUUGGGAGUUGUUUAUUUUUGUGACAGUAGUUAGAUAUUGGGAGAACCCAGGAGGUUAGCACCAAACUGGGAGAAGAGAUGGGGAUGUGUGUGUUGGGAAAGCGGGAGCCUUUGCACACACUGACUGCAUGAUUUAUCCAGCACAAUGUUGGGCUCCUUUGGUGUAAACUGUAGAAAUGUAAUGUCUGCCUUUGUCCCACGCAGCCUCAUGCCAUCAUGCAGUCAAUGCACACAUGAACAAAGCCUUCACAUGCACGCAGACGUGCGUGCACUCGAGCGAGCAUCCACAUCCUACUUUUGCGUAGUCUCUUCUUCGGUUCAGUCCAGCCCACUGCACUGUACUCAUAAUGACUGUUCUGAGAUUGCUGAUGGGAGAAAUUCUUUUAGAGUUAACUGUAUAAAAUAAAGAAAUAAACAACUAAGCAAAAACAAAUCAUAAUAGAAACUCGUAAGCUGUACAUUUGUAAUAAAGACAAAAAAUGUUAAUUGUCCUA